Molecule: messenger RNA, 2292 nt
Organism: Capronia epimyces CBS 606.96
Lineage: Eukaryota; Fungi; Ascomycota; Eurotiomycetes; Chaetothyriales; Herpotrichiellaceae
Exons: 4
Coding region: 1-2292 (763 amino acids)
Biological process (GO): potassium ion transmembrane transport; stabilization of membrane potential
Cellular component (GO): membrane
Molecular function (GO): potassium ion leak channel activity
Source: RefSeq, a predicted model, not a curated record
AUGAACGACCCCGGCCUGGACGACCGCAUCCUUGACGCGUCCAAUCAGGUCUCUGAAAAUGCCUCCCCUUCCCAGCAUUCUGCCACCAACGUGCACUUGGACGAGGAAGAGGAAGAGAGGAGUUUCUUGACGCCCGCGAGGUGGUGGUAUGCCUCCACCGCGUUCCCUCUCGUUGCUGGUACGUUUGGCCCUAUGGCCAGCGCAUUCAGCAUAUGCGCCCUGGUGGAAAACUGGAGAGUAAAAAUACCUCCGGGCGGCAGCGAGGAACAUGGCAUCGACAUCAAGGACCCAAGCUGGCUAAUUGCUGUCAACGCGGUCUCUCUCGCCUGCGCUCUUAUCGCCAACCUGUCACUGCUACUUAACAUGGCCCGCCGCAUGCCAUUCAAGAUAGCCCAGCCAGUCACCAUUAUCGGUUUCUGGCUCGCUUCGAUCCUCCUCAUCGCUCUCAUCGCCGUCGCGUCCCAUGACUUCCAUGAGCCCGGGGUCCAGAAUCAAGCCCUGACCCAAGCCUACUACUACGCCACCUUUGCCGCCGGGUUGUACCAGAUCAUUUCUUACCUCAUGUGUGUCACUGUGUACGGAGCCUACAAGGGCCACUAUAGCAAGGAGUUCAAGCUCACCGUUGCGCAACGUACACUGAUGCUGCAAACUAUUGCAUUCCUUGUUUACCAGCUUCUGGGAGCCUUAAUUUACUCUCACGUUGAGGGCUGGAAGUUUCUGGAUGCCGUGUACUGGGCCGACUUCACCUCUCUCACCAUCGGCAUCGGAGCUGAUUACGUGCCCAAGACCAAUGUGGGACGUGGUUUGCUUUUUCCUUUUGCCAUAGGUGGCAUCAUCACCCUGGGUCUUGUGGUCAGUUCCAUUCGAUCACUGAUCCUGGAUCGAGGGAAGAAGAAGAUGGGGGCACGCUUGACCGAAAAGACUCGAGCUCGAUUGGUCAUGGAGAUUAACCGCAUCGUCAACAACAAAAGCCAUCUCAGAAGGCGCCUCAUUGGAUCAAACAACGGUCUCGCCAAGGCACUGGCCACCGGGGCGGGCGAUGAGGAGCUGUCCGAGCUCGACAGAAGGGAGGCCGAAUUCGAGGCGAUGCGAAGAGUCCAGGAAAGGGCGGCGACCGAGCGGAAGUACAUGAGCCUAGUGGUAUCGACGUUCGCGUUCGCAUUCCUGUGGACGAUCGGCGCUCUGGUGUUCUACAGCGCUGAAAAGAACCAAGAGUGGUCAUAUUUCGAAUCCGUCUACUUUUCAUAUACCACCCUCUUGACAAUCGGCUAUGGAGAUGUUGAACCGAUGAGCAACAGUGGAAAACCGUUUUUUGUGUUCUGGUCACUGCUUGCGGUGCCCACGCUGACGAUCCUGGUCUCAGACAUGGGAGACACAGUGGUCAAAGCUGUGAAAGAGACAACUAUCUGGCUUGGUGAGAUCACCGUUCUUCCCAGCGAUGAAGACACCACGAGAAAUCGGUUGAAGCAUGGUCUGUAUAAAGCCACACUCGGGAAAAUUGACCCUCGUCAUUCAUUUUCCCGAGAUAUGGAAGAAGGCUCAAGCAAUGACGAUGACGAAAAGGAACUUCAUCCAGGAUUAAUCCGGCUGUUCGGUAGACAUGGUAGAAAGCGAAGAAACAAGGGUGAUCAUAAGGCGGUAGAUCGACUAGCCGCAGAUUUUGAGGGCUCCGAAGAGAUAGAUGAAACAAACGCCCGCAACCAGGGUGAUCGAGCGGAAGAAGGCAGGUUUGACCGGUCGUAUGAACACCAUUAUCGCCAUGCUCUCCUUGCCCAGAUCCGCAAAGUAUACGCCGACACCAUGGCAGCCACGCCCAAAAAGUACAACUAUGCGGAAUGGACCGUGUUUCUCAAAUUGCUGGGAGAAGACGAGGCAGACCCGUCCUACCACAAACGGGCAGUGGACCUAGCCCAUGGAUCAAAGGGGGAAGAAACACCCAAAGACAGUGGACAAGAGGCCACAUACUCGAACCAAGAAGGAACAGGCGCAGAACAGAAGAAGAAAUGGAGUUGGAUAGGCGAUCGAAGUCCAUUGAUGGGAGACAUGGAGGAAUCAGAAUGGCUACUGGAGAAACUAUUCCAGAGGCUAGAGGAAUCUCUCCGCGGCGAAGGCCGCGAGAAGGAAGAAGAUACCAAGAGGGAGACAAGUCGAAACCAUCCGGGUGAGCCGUCACAACCUCCAGAGACUGAAGUUGAUGCCACGGGCAGGCAUAUGGUGAAAGGGAGUCAAUCCCACACAGGUCAAGAGAGUGCUGCAAGCAAGCCUGAAGAGGGGGAGCAGGAGGGGGGAUGA